Pistacia vera is the source of this 1135-nucleotide messenger RNA. Its product is annotated as vacuolar protein-sorting-associated protein 37 homolog 1-like. Gene Ontology annotation, biological process: ubiquitin-dependent protein catabolic process via the multivesicular body sorting pathway; protein targeting to membrane; protein targeting to vacuole. The transcript has 7 exons. Gene Ontology annotation, cellular component: ESCRT I complex. The record is from RefSeq and is a predicted model, not a curated record. The coding region runs from base 207 to 902 and encodes 231 amino acids. NCBI's taxonomy places the organism in Eukaryota, Viridiplantae, Streptophyta, Magnoliopsida, Sapindales, Anacardiaceae.
UUCGAUGAAAUUACUCCGAACGUAAUCGGACACGCAUCAAAACCAUAAUACAUUUCUUCUUCUAACAAAAUUUAAAAAUAAAAAUAAAAAACCGAGACAGAGAGUCGGCAACUCGCGAUCCAACCCUUCGUGUUAUCACUCAUAAUUUUAGGGUUUCUGCGAUUCGCUUGAUCAAAUAAUCGGCCAAUCACGAUCGCCUUUGAGCUAUGUUCAAGUUCUGGGGUUCACAGGAGCAACAAGCUCAACCACGUCCACAAGAUGGUUCUCCACAGUCUUGGUACCCUCCAUCUGUAGUCUCCCCAAGUUCUUCCCGCCCUUCAACAUCUAGUCUCAGCUCUUCUGGCAGUUUCAAUCCAACAAGGCCUGCAGAGCGGCCACAGUCCCCGUCACAUGUUUCGCCGGCUGAAGCUGCCAGCAUUAUUGCUCUCUUGAAGGACAAAAGCAUUGAUGAGUUACGGAGGCUUUUGUCUGACAAGGAUGCCUACCACCAAUUUUUACUUGCAAUUGAUCAAGUAAAAAUUCAAAACAAAAUAAGGGAUGAACUACAGAUGGAAACAUUGCAGCUUGCUAGGGAGAACUUAGAGAAGGAACCACGCAUCAUGGAGCUUAAAAAUCAAAGCAGAAUUAUCCGGACAACAGAAUUGGCUGCUGCUCAGGAGAAAUUGCAUGAACUCGAGAAACAGAAAGAAGAGCUUUUGAAGUUCUACUCCCCUGGAUCCCUUCUCCACAGGCUUCAAGAAGCAAUGGAUAAGACGGAGGAGGAAUCUGAGAUGCUGCACGCUCAGCUCCUCAAUAAAGAAAUAGAUACCAGCGCUUUUGUGCAAAAGUACAAGAAGCUUCGGACAACUUACCACCGGCGAGCCCUUGUCCAUCUUGCAGCUAAAACAUCCUCUUUUGGUUGACCUGUGGAAAGAGUUGACUAUCUAAUAUAUACAUAAAUACCGAGAAUGCAGUUUGUUUCAUUGUAUGAAAUCCAACUAUUAGAUAUAGUUUAUUUUUCUACUUGUAUCAUUUCGUGAAACCUUUGUGAUAUAGUCUCUUUUUUCUUUGGUUUUCAAAAUGUCUGCCUAAUUUAUAAGGUGGCUUUGUUCAUGUUAUCAUGUUAUUUUGUAUUGAAAUAAAAAUUAAUUCUUCA